AUGCUUCACAUCCAGAAAACUUCAUACACCAGUGAAUCUAUGGAAAUACUGAAAACUGGCGGCCUUCAUCCCACCCUUGAUGAUUGUUGCUCAGAAGAUUUGGGCAACCAGGCACCGUUUAUCGAUCGCCAAUGGGCCAAACAAAUGAAGAAGCUUCACUCUCCCACUGUCACAGAACAAACCAAGCAUAAUAUUGGUCAAUAUCCUCUCACAUCUGGACUUGCCAGCUGGGUUGCGGAUAGUUUCAAAAACUAUCAACCCUCGAAUGACGCAAUAGCUUUAGUUCAACAGUCCUCUACCCAACUACAUGAGUUCUUUGAGAAUGAGCGUGCUAUAAGCACUGGCUUUCACAACCUCAACCUUCUUGAACUGGUCUAUCAAGUCACUUUGGAAGCUGGAACGGAGAUUUUAAUCGCCGCUUCCAAAGAAAGUGACAACGUCCAGGCGCACACGCCAAUCCACUCUCGUGGUAGCCUAGAUGACCAUUUCGCUUCCUGGGGCAAGCUACUCACUGGCAUCGAAUGCGACCCGCCGGCCAUUGCUCAGAUCCCCUUUUUUCUGCUGCUAGGCCAGGCAUUCUCUUUGGAAACCUAUUCGGCUCGAGAAAACUACAUCUAUGCUACUCUUAUUGCGGUCGAUUGGAUGAAAUGCAAAAAUGAAGAAAGCGAAAGAUUUAAAUUGUUUGAAAAGCGCAUUUAUGAAUCUGUCCCAGCGCUUGCUGACCAAUUGUCUGGGGAGGACAGAUCAUUCUGGAGGAUUGCCAUUGCCUAUAUUAGCGCUAUGAGCAAGACAGAGGAUAUCAAGAACCUUCCUACUCCACGUCGAUCGUAUGUCGAUACAAAGAUGGACCCGUAUCUUCUCAUGGCCAUGCGGGCCUUCGACGGUAUAGGGUUCGUCUACAUGUGUAGUGACGGCGCCACCUUUCUUGAUAACAAAGGAAUGGAUUCUCUCAUCGGAUCGGCACUUCCCAACGAUAUCAUAGACCUUCACACAGAUAUCAAGAGUGCAGAGACGCGCAAUCUUCUACGCCUUCUGUACCCUAACACCUUGACCAUUGAUCAAAGUGUUAAGGCUAUGUCCACCGUCCUUUCUAGCAUGCUAUGCGAGAUAUUCCGUGGACACAAACGCGCUCACCUUGAAGGCCGUGAGGAUGGUCGCAUCGCUGCAAGCUCGAUCCCCUACAGCCUUUGCCGAGCUCGCCGCCGUCAAAUCUUUGAGACCAUGGAAAUCUACAUAGCCAAAUACCCCCAAUUCUGGGAUUGGGUUUGGCGUAUCCAUAGCCAUGCCAAAGCUCAGAUCACUGAAGCCGGUCUAGAUGAGCUCCUUGCCGAUGCUCUCUACCGAAGCAUGGAUCAAGGACCACUUCCUAAAUCACCACGUAACGCCUUCUUUGACCCUUUCUUUGAGAUGAUUGAGGGCGAUGGACCUCAAUUGCAGGGGAAAAAUCCCUUGAAUGUCCACGAGGAUCUAGGCCAAGUUAUCAGUGAACUAUCUCGCCUGUGGCACGACCAGUUACUUGACCCAGGUAAAGAGGCCGGCUGGGGCCGUGUGUUUGAUGAAAAGUCUGAUGCCCUUUUUGGGCGGGCGGGCGACAUUUUACACGCCAGAGGUAACGUUGCUGAUGAGGUGUUCGGGUUCGCCGUUGCUUACGGGCACUUGUCUAUGGCCUUGCCGUAUGUUGCUUACCACGCUAUAGAUGCUAUUAUCCUGACAUAUGGGAUAGCAUCUUAG
This is a messenger RNA of Fusarium coffeatum, 1731 nucleotides long. RefSeq lists its product as uncharacterized. The coding region runs from base 1 to 1731 and encodes 576 amino acids. The record is from RefSeq and is a predicted model, not a curated record. The transcript has a single exon. NCBI's taxonomy places the organism in Eukaryota, Fungi, Ascomycota, Sordariomycetes, Hypocreales, Nectriaceae.